ACGGCUUAAUCUCUGUUAAAGCGACGUCGUCUAAUUGCUCCUUUUUUAAUAUAGUAAAAAAAUAAGAAACAAUCAGACUUAAAAAAACACCGCGUUCUUUUCGUUUUGCUUGGAUCGACUCUUCUUCAUCACUACUCUUUUUUUAGUUCCGGCGAAAACCGUUUGUAUUUUUAAUAAAAAUGGCGACGCUGCACGUGGCUGGUAAUUGGACGGCACUGGACCGGCAGUUACUGAGGUCGGUGAACGGUGGGGCAUCGAGUCUAUCUUUUUUGGGGUCGAGCUUCAUUGUUGUGUGUUAUCUUCUCUUCAAAGAGCUCCGCAAGUUCUCCUUCAAGCUCGUCUUCUACCUCGCUCUCUCUGACAUGCUUUGCAGUUUCUUCAGCAUUGUUGGGGACCCUUCGAAAGGAUUCAUGUGUAUUGCUCAGGGCUACUCCACCCAUUUCCUCUGUGUAGCUUCUUUUCUCUGGACUACUACUAUUGCUUUCACCCUUCAUCGUACUGUUGUUCGACACAAAACUGAUGUCGAAGACCUCGAGGCCAUCUUCCACUUGUAUGUUUGGGGGACGUCAUUGUUUGUGACUGUAAUACGCUCCAUUGGCAACACCCAUGGACAUUUAGGUGUAUGGUGUUGGACAGAAACAGGGAGAACAAGAAAGGCCGUUCACUUCAUAACAUUCUACGCACCGCUCUGGGGCGCAAUACUUUACAACGGGUUUACAUACUUUCAAGUCAUACGCAUGCUAAAUAAUGCAACUCGUAUGGCAGUAGGCAUGUCAGACCGUGCAUAUCAGUCGGAUGCAAGGCCAGACAUGAAGGCUUUGAACCGAUGGGGAUACUAUCCACUCAUCCUAAUAGGAUCAUGGGCUUUUGGCACAAUCAAUCGCAUUCAUGACUUCAUUGCUCCUGGCCACCAAAUCCUUUGGCUCACAGUUCUUGAUGUUGGGACAGCUGCACUCAUGGGUCUUUUCAACUCCAUAGCCUAUGGGCUUAACGCGUCAGUACGGCGAGUGAUACAUGAAAGAUUAGAUCUGUUGUGGCCUGAUAGGGUUAGAAGAUGGUUCCGUAAUGGUUUAAGAUCGAGAAAUGAAGGGCACGAGAGUGAAUUAGUAUCAUUGAAAGUUCAAGAUCAGCAUUAACAGAUGAGACGCUGAGCAUACUUGAAUCAAAAGGAUGUGCUGCUGAAGCAAUGCUUGAUGGGUUGUUUGAUUGAAUGUGGGGAGACGAUCAAAUGGAAAAAGAAGAGGGAGAAAGCUUCUGAAUUUGACUGUGUGCAGAAAUUGGUGCAACUUGCAAGGCAAGGCAGUGGGACAUGGCUAGAAAUUUAAGAGUUUUUGAUGAGCAGAUUAGUAGAGUCGGGAUCUGAUGAAGGCAGCCCGGGAGGUGGAUGUGAUAUGAGAUUAAGGAUUGAGUUGGGAUAGGAAGAUAUUACGGGUAUACAAAAAAAAAGAAUCAUUAUUCGUCCUAUUGAAUUUGAAUGAAUGAUAUUGAUUUUUUUAAAUGAGUAUGUGUUGAGAAUCUAGAUUUUUUUUAGCAAGCAAAAAAAUUUCAUUUUAUAGGAA
Molecule: messenger RNA, 1559 nt
Organism: Mercurialis annua (annual mercury)
Lineage: Eukaryota; Viridiplantae; Streptophyta; Magnoliopsida; Malpighiales; Euphorbiaceae
Product: G-protein coupled receptor 1
Exons: 9
Coding region: 180-1136 (318 amino acids)
Biological process (GO): adenylate cyclase-activating G protein-coupled receptor signaling pathway; cell surface receptor signaling pathway
Cellular component (GO): plasma membrane
Molecular function (GO): G protein-coupled receptor activity
Source: RefSeq, a predicted model, not a curated record